CAGAAUCAGUCCCCAUCCGAGGCAUCAGAGAGAGGAAGAGGUUUGAAGCCAGAUCUUCCCCUUGUUCCUCUUUAAGGAGGAGCCUGUCCUCCUGAACCCUCCUCCUCCGGGUUUGUUUCCCGCCUUGUUGCCAGGCCAGCAGCUCCCAAGCUUUAAACCCCUCUCCCAUUUGCAUUGCCUUUUAGAGUGUGCAACAUGCUGACGACCAAGUUAUUCACCCUGGUGCUGGUGGUACAGCCACAGCGAGUCCUGCUGGGCAUGAAGAAACGUGGCUUUGGGGCUGGUCUCUGGAAUGGAUUCGGAGGAAAAGUGCAGCCGGGUGAAACCAUUGAGCAGGCGGCGAGAAGGGAGUUACAGGAAGAAAGUGGACUGACAGUGGACUCUAUAGAAAAGAUGGGCAAGAUCACCUUUGAGUUUGUGGGCAACACAGAGCUGAUGGAGGUCCACAUCUUCCGUGCUGACAGUUUCCAAGGAGAUCCCACAGAAAGUGACGAAAUGCGCCCACAGUGGUUUGAACUAGACCAGGUGCCUUUCAAGAACAUGUGGCCAGAUGAUAUCUACUGGUUUCCUCUUCUGCUCCAAAAGAAAUUGUUCAUUGGCUAUUUUAAGUUCCAGGGGCAGACCACGAUCUUAGACUACACCCUGAAAGAGGUGGAGAAGGUAUAAGAAGAUGCUGAAAACAACGCAAGCUCCCUGGCUGAAUUUAAACCAUAGCCCAUAUUGGGCAAAGAGGCAAGCCAACUUUCAUACAAAUAGCCCUUGUUAUCAGCUCCUUAGCAAAGGAAACAACUCAGUAACAAUUGGACACUGGGCAGACAACAGUUGUAGGGAAAUAAAGGACCAUUCUUAUACAUGCAUGUUCAAUGGCUGUAUAUUAAUCUAUUGUUGUUCCCAACCUCGAUCCAUGUUGCUAUUACUUUGACACUAUGAGGUACUACUCUCUUCUGGCUGGGUUAUUGCUAUCGCCGCUGGC
Messenger RNA from Sceloporus undulatus (fence lizard), 973 nucleotides. It is a transcript of the gene NUDT1, whose product is annotated as nudix hydrolase 1. Gene Ontology annotation, molecular function: 8-oxo-7,8-dihydroguanosine triphosphate pyrophosphatase activity. The record is from RefSeq and is a predicted model, not a curated record. The coding region runs from base 196 to 666 and encodes 156 amino acids. NCBI's taxonomy places the organism in Eukaryota, Metazoa, Chordata, Lepidosauria, Squamata, Phrynosomatidae. Gene Ontology annotation, biological process: DNA protection. The transcript has 4 exons.